Messenger RNA from Rotaria socialis, 3129 nucleotides. NCBI's taxonomy places the organism in Eukaryota, Metazoa, Rotifera, Eurotatoria, Philodinida, Philodinidae. The record is from the annotation of a GenBank genome assembly.
AUGGCAGAAAAUAUUCGUAAUUCCAGAAUUCAGAAAGUUAAAUUCGGUGAUGAGAUUGCUGAGAUACAAACUGUCCUGGUUGAUGGUAUCGAGUGCCUGCUUCUGGAAGAUGUCCAAGAAGAGUUUCCGUCCGUGAGUAGAUUCAGAAUCGGCAAUGUACAGCAGUCAUUCAUCCGUGAUGGAAAUGGCAAUAAACUAGAGCCGUUGCGCAUUAAAGCGUGCGUUGACCAAAUUGUUGAAACUAUGAAACCGAAACGUGCUGUACAACGUAGUAACCAAGUUGCUGAAGUCUUGGAGGCUAAGGGAGAAUCAGACGAAGCUUUAUAUGAUCUCGUCAAAGAUAUCAAAAUGGAUGUGCGACAAGUGCAACAAACUAGUGAUCUUAUUCUCAAUAAUACACAAGAAAUGCUUAUCCAGAUUAAUCGGGUGAUGACACAAAUGUAUGAGUUACACGAAUAUACUACACCUCGUUACUUUUUCAUUUUACCAGAAAAGCACUCCGCAGUGGCAUUGAUAAAUAAUAUACAAAACUGGUUCCAUUUACAUUACAAGCUCUUUUUCCUAUGUGAAUGUUCUGAUGAUCCAAAUAAAAUGCACAUUGCUCCACAUGAUGGUUACUCAAUUAAAAAGACAAGAGACUUUAUCAUGACAUAUGGGCCAUAUCUACGAACAACUUUAAAUAUUGUUAAAUUCCUGCUCACAGCAGGAGGUGUUGUGAUUCCACAACUAGGAAAUGUGUCAACAGUAGUUGCCACUGUGAUACCAUCACAAUUACAAAGUUCUGGAUCAUAUGAAACUAUGCAACAGCAAUUACAAUUAGUGAACAAAUUACUUGAUAAAUUCGACAAUCAAGAAAGCCGAACAGGUUUUUCAGUGCUUCGACACAAGAAAUCUCAAGUAGCUCCACUUCAAGGUGCCGAACUACGAGAACUUGACACAUACUUGGAACUUAUUGAUAAUAAACGUAGUCUGGGUAACUUAUACCGCAUAGUUACUGCUGAUGGUCAUGUCCGAUGGGUAUGCCUGGAACACUACGAUGAAAUAAGUUAUAAUAAGAAAAUGGGUAAAUAUAUUGAUGAAUUUGAGGCUAUGGGAGGUAAAUUUGAUGAGAAGACAAAAGAGGCAAUUGUAAUCGGAGCAAAAAUAAGCGAGAAAAACAUCAGAAUGUUGUGCGAUGCACUCAUAAAUGGUUUUAACAUACAAAAAUUGAUGUUUCAGCAGUGUUCAUUGUUCGAAAGUGAUCUUGGAGCGUUACUUGCUGUGGUUCUCAACCGUUCUUCAAUUCACAAUUUAAUAAUAGCCACUGUUGAAGUUCGCCGUCUUUUUUCAAAAAACUAUGUUUGCAAACGCAUGACAGCGGAAUUACGCAAUCGAUCUUUCAAAGUUCGUUUCUACGACAGUUAUCAGGACGGAAAUGAAUUGAUGCUUGCACAACUGUUGCAGCAGAACAAAAUACAUCAGACAUUGGAUUUGUCUGCAUGUGACUUUUUAUGGCACGAGCAGAAUCUCCAACAGUGCCUUAAUGAUAGCGAAAACAUAACAGGACUAAUUGUGGAAUAUUCCAACAAUACUAAUGUCCUCAAUACUAUAUUUACUUUGAAAAAAAGUGCAUUACAUCAAUUAAAACUGACUAAUUCGCUGCGCGAAGCCCCGACUUUAUAUCAUUUUUGUGAAAUGUUGAAGAAAAACAAAACACUUGUCGAUAUUGACUUACUGGAUCAGACAGAUUUUGAAGAUGAAGCUUUGAUUGUUAAUCUCCUGGCUGCCGUGAGAAGUCACAAGUCAAUCAAAAAUCUCAAUUUGCACAUUCAAGGUAUACGACCAUCAAAUCAAAAGGAAAUUCACUUGAUAAAAUCAUUGAAAGAAGAUAAAUUUAUUUCACAUCUCUGUAUAUCUACAUCAGAUGUCUCACGUGAACUCACAGAAGCAUUCAUUUACGCUUCGAAAGAGCAUAAGAAAUUGGUUCAUCUCGAGUUUUAUAAUUGUCAAAUGAUGAAAGAUGAUAAGGAAAAGCUGCAAUCGUUACAAAAUGAUGCAAGUUUGAUUCAUCUGACCUUUUCUAAACUACCACGUUGUUGUGUGACAGCAGAGGAAGCAAACAGCCGCUCAAAUAAAGUCAUUCCUGAGAUUCCUGUCAAUGCACGAUGGGCACAGAAUGGUGUCACUGUUGCUGGUGGUCACGGGUAUGGCAGUGCUACCAAUCAACUCAAAGGGCCUUAUGGUCUCUUUAUUGAUGAUGAUCAAACAAUAGUCAUCGCUGACUACUCCAAUCAUCGUAUCGUCCAAUGGAAGAUGGGUGAUACGAAUGGACAAAUCGUAGCUGGUCAUAUUGGCUUUGGAAAACGAUUGGAUCAACUAGAUUGGCCAACUGAUGUGUUGAUCGACAAAGAGACUGAUAGUCUCAUUAUCAACGAUCGAGGUAACAAUAGAGUCUUGCAAUGGUCUCGUCGUAGUGGCAUCAAACCAAGUGAAAUCCUUAUCGACAAAGAGACUCGUAGUCUCAUUGUCAACCAUCAAGGAAACGAUAGAGUCUUCAAAUGGGCUCGUCGUAGUGACAUGGAACCAGGUAAAAUCCUCAUCGACAACGUCGCCUGUUAUGGAUUGGCCAUGGAUGAUCAGAAAUGUCUCUACGUCUCUGACACCGGAAAAGAUGAAGUCAGACGAUAUCAAAUAGGAGACAAGAAGGGAACUGUCGUAGCUGGUGGCAAUGGGCAAGGUGCUGGUCUUAAUCAACUCAGCCAUCCGACUUACAUCUUUGUCGGUCGACAGCAGACUGUCUACGUGUCAGACACCAACAAUCAUCGUGUGAUGAAAUGGAAUAAAGGUGCAACAGAAGGCGUUGUCGUCGCUGGAGGUCAAGGUCAAGGAAAUGCUCUGACACAAUUGUCAAGUCCUCAUGGACUGUUCGUUGACACGUUGAGUACCCUCUAUGUAGCAGACUCGGGCAAUCAGCGAGUGAUGCAUUGGCCUAAAGGAUCGAAACAAGGCACUGUCAUUGUGGGUGGAAAGGAUCAAGGUCAAGAACCAAAUCAGUUUCACUAUCCCCGAGGUUUGUCCUUCGAUCACCAAGGCAAUCUCUAUGCCGCCGAUGAGAAUAAUUGUCGUGUUCAACGUUUUUCUAUUCAAUAA